Eublepharis macularius is the source of this 2349-nucleotide messenger RNA. Its product is annotated as T-cell immunoglobulin and mucin domain-containing protein 4-like. The coding region runs from base 33 to 1880 and encodes 615 amino acids. The transcript has 14 exons. The record is from RefSeq and is a predicted model, not a curated record. NCBI's taxonomy places the organism in Eukaryota, Metazoa, Chordata, Lepidosauria, Squamata, Eublepharidae.
UUAAACACUCUGCUGCCGUCUCAGCUUUCACCAUGUUUCUUUCUUUGUGUCUGGCGAGCAUCACAGUUGUGCUGUUUGAAGGUUUCUUGGCAUCAGGUGACAGAAAUCUAGUGCGAGGAGUGGUGGGCCAGAACAUCACUUUACCCUGUAAUUACUCUACUGACAAACAUGGGAUUACAAGUACAUGCUGGGGGCGAGGAAUUUGUCCCACUUUUAAAUGUUCUGAUACAAUUGCCUUGACUGAUGGACAAUACGUAACGUACAGACAACCCAGCAUGUACCAACUAACAGGAAAUAUUCAUCAAGGUGAUGUGGCACUGACCAUUGUGAAUGUAACCGAAACAGCGAGAGGGAUGUAUUGUUGUCGUGUGGAAAUCAAAGGCUGGGGCAAUGAUCAGAAAACCCAUGUGCAAGUUGUGAUUGAGAAGGCUACCAUGCAUUUCACUGAAUUCAUUCCUUUGGAAUCAACAUGGUCACCCAGUACAGAAUCACCACCCGAUAAUGUUUCUCUAUAUUUUCCCACACUGGUAAAAGAGCAAAGGAAGCCAAAAACCUGGUCAGGCAUAUACAUUGGAAUGGGUGCAAUAUUCUUAUUCAUCAUUCUAGGUGUGAUUCUCCUGCUACUAAAGUGGUAUCUGCCAAAGAAUCAAAAGAUGAUUAUUUUUACAAGGCAGGCAGAAUUCUCAGACUCAGCAACUGGAGGAAUUCAGCACAUUGUGGAAUCUGGGGUCCGUGUUCAGGAAAAUAUUUAUGAGUUGAACUUGGGCAUCCUAUCCCAAACAGUAGUAAGAGGGGUAGUGGGCCAGGAAAUCACAUUGCCGUGUACCUACAGUGUUCAAGAUGGCACAACUCACAUGUGCUGGGGCCGAGGCGCCUGUCCAAAUUCUAAAUGCAGUAAUGAAAUUCUCCGUACAAAUGGAAUGCAAGUGACAUCAAGAACUUCAAGCAGGUAUCAGCUAAAAGGUCGGGUUAACAGAGGAGAUGUAUCUCUAACCAUUGCAAAUCUGAAAGAAGGAGAUAAGGGAACAUAUUGCUGUCGUAUUGAAGUCCGUGGGUGGUUUAAUGACUUGAAGAAAACCUUGAAUCUACAGGUUGACAGAGCAACAACCACAACCUUCCAAACAACUACCACAACCAAAUCUCAUACCAUUCCUAUCACAACUACAUCUGUUCCACUAAUAAUAACAAUGUCUUCCCCAACAACUCCUCUUUUCUUAACAACUAACCCUCCUUCUUUGGCAGUUCCUACUGUUGCCCCAUUAUCCACUAAAUUUCCACUAAUGACUACAGCUUCUGUGAAAGAAGACACUGAGUUUUUGACCAGUGAUCCUCCAGCCGUCAACAUCAAUCUUUCAACAACUAGUCUACAGAGAAUGUAUGACUAUUACUUUCCUACCACAGAAUCAGAGAUUGCCACUUCUAUUGCAGUAGUUACAUCUCCUCCAUCUACACUGCUGACCCACAAGAAUACUGAAAACUUUGACAACUGCCCCACAUCAGGUAGAAUUAUCAUUACAACUAAUAAAGAGACAAUCACAACUUAUCUUGCAUCUAUAACCAACAUAUCUCAUAUAGUUGCUAUGCCAUCUACUAAGGCUCCCCUGACAACCACACUUACCACCCCAACAACUUCUCUUGCUACAGAAGCUGUUGCAGGGAUAGCACAUCCCCAGACAAUACUUGCACAUAAUCACAUAUACAUUCCAAUUUCUUGUGCCGUUGUGGUUCUUGUACUACUCUUGAUGCUACUGGUAUUACUAGUGAAAAGAAAAAAGAUAAGAAAAUAUCAGCUCAGCAAAACAAAAAGCUUAAAUGAACUGGAAGAACCUGAAUUGCUCCUUACUGGAACAGAAGAGGAAAAUGGACUCUUUGCUCUGUAGAACAUCUCCAUUCCUGUUUUCAGCCUUGCUACAAUAUCUGUAAAAAGGAACAUUUCAAAGAAACAUUCCGGAAUAAUGAACCUCUAAAUGAUACUAGGCAGUAUCAUUGCUUUCAUUGUGCUUCCACCUGCCAGUUAACCUGUCCUUCCCCAGCAUCACUACUAUUCUACUGGAAUGUCUUUUCUGGUUCCAUCUUAAACUAUAAGAUCUCAGGGCAAAAAUGAGUUGUAUCCAAUGGCAACCAGGCAGGUAGCAGAGCUUCAAGAACAGGACUUUCCUAGUAACAUAUCCCACUGUAGCCCAUUACUCCUGCUGAAACACUGCCCCCAGGGUUCACCCCCUACCCCUAGUCUGUGUUGGGUACACAGUUUGCAUUGUGAUGGGGAAAUAUCCUUGAGGAAGAACAUGACCAUAGGAUAAAUAUACAUGAAAUGUCUAUGUUUUGUGUUAAGCAGAUUGUAGGCACAAA